ACUCGCCGGCCGGGGACCUGAACGCACGGCCACGAUCUGCUCGCGCUUAUUCUCUCGCCCAAAUGCCAUUGUUCUGGCGUGUGUACUUUCAGUAAGAUAGAGGGAAAGAAAGAGGCUCAUUUCAAUAAUUCCGAUUGCGGCGAAAAAAAAUUAUGAUUGAUGACGAGACGAGUCGGCAGGACGUGCAGUUUUGUGUAUUUUUGUGAAAUCAUCAUAUCUCGGAAGAAGUAGAAGAAGGAUUUAAUUUCACCCCGCCAAACAAAAAGAAUGCUCGAGGAGGAAAAAAAGAGCGGGGAAAUGCCCGAGCCCGUGUUGCCGGCCGCGUCGUCGUCGCUGACGGAUGAGACGGUUGAGCAGUCGUUCGGUCUGAUGGAGCCGGCUUCGCAAAAAGACGACAGUCUGCAGGCGUCGCAGUUCAACGCGGCGGCCGCCGUCAUCGCCCUGCAGAACGUCCUCAACCUGCAAACGGCCGCGGCCAUGAUGCAGCACCAACGCUCGGGCUCCUUCCAGCAAACCCUUGAAUCCUUCCUCGCCCUGCAGCGCCUGCAGCAGGCCAUGACGACGGUGCCCGAGGCGGCCGCCGACCCGGCCGCUGACCUCGCCGAGCCCGACGACCUCAUCCUCAACAACAACAACCUGCCGCUGUACCCGUUGCUCAUGAACGUCCUCUUGCAACAACAGCAAAACCUACUGGCCUCGGCUGGCGGGGUCGAGGCGGCAGUGGCUGCGCCCCCGGAAACCACCCCCGUUCUCCAGAUGGAGAAGGCGGCGCCGCCGGCAAAACCGAGUCGGCCGAAAAAGCAGUUCAUCUGCAAGUUCUGCAACCGGCAGUUCACCAAAAGUUACAACCUGCUGAUCCACGAACGGACGCACACCGACGAGCGACCUUAUUCCUGCGACAUUUGCGGAAAGGCCUUCCGCAGGCAGGACCAUCUCAGGGACCACAGGUACAUCCACUCGAAGGAAAAACCUUUUCGGUGCUCGCAGUGCGGCAAAGGUUUCUGUCAGGCGCGCACUCUGGCCGUGCACCGCAUCUUGCACCAGGAAAGUGCGCCGCAUCGGUGCCCGGUGUGCGCCCGCGCCUUCAACCAGCGCUCCAACCUGAAAACGCACCUUCUCACGCACACCGACAUCAAACCCUACAGCUGCAGCCACUGCGGAAAAGUGUUCCGUCGAAAUUGCGACCUCCGAAGACACAGUCUGACGCACAACCUGUCGGCCCAGCAAAUCGGUUUCGACGAUUCGUCGCCGAAAUUAGCCGGGGGACCUUCCGCAGGGCCUGCUUUCAGCAUAGAGGCCAUCAUGAAGGCGGUUGCCAAAUGAAUCACUUUAUUCAAAGUAAGACAGUCAGUUCGUGCAGCGCGAUCUUUGAUUUCGAAAGUCCGAUUUCAGAGAGAGACAUGCAGUUGUGAUUUGUUUGUUUGCAGUGCGAUGUGGAGCAACGAACAACUUUUGUAUAUUUAUAAACGUUAGAGAAAAGUAUACUCGACUUUGAAUCUCAUUUUUGUACAGUGAAUGAAUGACGAAGCGAUAAUGAGGUCAGAAUUUGUUAUGAAAAAUGUUUUUAGAGAGGGCGCGGUGCGGUGUUUCCCAAAGGUUAAAGAUCAAUGAAUGAGACGAAGAGAAGCCCAACCCAAUUUACACGUGAAAAUCGGUGUUUUACGACCGGCGGAUGAUAAAUGUAAAUGAGUAUUGGAAAUAAUUUUUUUUAAAUAUAUAUGAAAAUCCCACGCGCAGAAACGGAUGUUGGGUAUGAUGAAGUGACCGUUGAUGCAAAACAUGUAAUUAAAUUUCAUUCGUAAAGAUCAAAUUACAAUAGAGAUUUGGCUGCUGGAAAUAUAUAAAAUUAAAUCAACAGAUUUGCAGAUGAAUUUAUUUGGAUUUAUCAUCAUGAGAAUAAGGACACUCAAUCUAUCUGCGAAAAAAUUCAAAAGGAUGACUCACAGUUGGAAACUGUAAAAUAUAAUAAAAUUGCCAGCAGAUUCUUUGAAAUGCAACAGACGCACGCUCUAUGUAGUUUUGCGUAUAAGUUUUAAGGUAGACCGUUUUUUAUUUGUAAUUGUGUACAAAGAGUCCUAUUGUAUAAAACUCGAGCGCGCGGAGUUCUCUCGUCUCGACGACCAGUCUGAUAUUCGGUGGUGCAUAUAUUUUUUAUAUUCCAGCGCGCAAUCACAAGCCGCUGCUUUAUGUUAAAAGCGCGAGAGGUGUGAAUGUUUAUUAUUGUGUAAUAAUAAAUACACGCUCCAACAAUCAUUUUGUAUUGAUCUCAAUUUAUUGCGCCUUUCAAAAAAACACAUCUAGAGAGUGGAGUUUUGGCGAGCUGGGUGGCCCGUCGCGGCCGCAGAAAAAGGUGACAAAAUCUACACUUUGCUUGGGGAUAAGAACAGGAUCAUCUCUGGUCAUAAUUUAUUUCGGUGAUGCCGCUUAGGAAAUCUACUAGUGGGAGGUCGACGGAAUGCCUUUUUUGU
Molecule: messenger RNA, 2468 nt
Organism: Neocloeon triangulifer
Lineage: Eukaryota; Metazoa; Arthropoda; Insecta; Ephemeroptera; Baetidae
Product: protein sister of odd and bowel-like
Exons: 3
Coding region: 268-1323 (351 amino acids)
Biological process (GO): embryo development; embryonic hindgut morphogenesis; regulation of transcription by RNA polymerase II
Cellular component (GO): nucleus
Molecular function (GO): DNA-binding transcription factor activity, RNA polymerase II-specific; RNA polymerase II transcription regulatory region sequence-specific DNA binding
Source: RefSeq, a predicted model, not a curated record